GGGCCGGGCGGGGCCGGGCGGGGCGAGCCGGGCGCUACCUGCCCCCUCCCCGGCGCUCCCCGGCUGCUCUCUCCACCCACCCGCGGCUACUAGCGCGCCCCUCGCCGGGCCGCCUCCAUUUCCCUUGACGGCCGCAGGAGGUGACCCCGUCCCGGGCGCGGCGCGCAGACGGCGGCCAUGUCGCGGGGCAGCGCGGCGGCGGCGCGGCUGCUGGUGCUGUUGAUCUGUCUCAGUUGUGGAAAUGGACUCCAUUGGAAGGUUUACAAUCGAAGUGUCAGGAAUGGCACAUUAACUCAUCCCAACAGCCUUGUCAGACAGAAGCGAGAAUGGACAGUCCCUCCUGCUUUCAUACGGGAAGAGGAAGACAAUUCCUAUAGGAAUCCAAUUGCUAGAAUACAUUCUGAUUUUGAAGACACAGGGAUAGUGGUAACUUAUACUAUAUCUGGUCAAGGAGUUACAGAACCCCCUUAUGGACUGUUUGUUAUCAAUGGAAAGACGGGAGAUUUGAACAUCACAGGAAGGGUUGACAGAGAAAAGACUCCAGUGUUAUUUUUGCGAGGUCAUGCUCUAGAUAAGACUGGAGCAAAACUGGAAGAGCCAAUAGACCUCCCAGUUAGAGUUCUAGAUAUAAAUGACAAUCCUCCAGUGUUUUCACAUGAAGUUUUUGUUGGAUCAAUUGAAGAAUUAAGUGAAACAGGUACAAUUGUAAUGAGGUUAAAUGCAACGGAUGCAGAUGAACCAAAUAACCUGAAUUCCAAAAUUGCUUUCAAGAUCAUAUCCCAAAGCCCUAGUUCUGCAUUCAGUAUGAAUAAAGAUACUGGCGAGGUUCAAGUAGCAUCAAUAAACCUUGACAGAGAGACACAAAGUAGCUACUCUUUGGUGGUGGAAGGGAAGGACCGUGGUGGUGCAGCAGAUGGGAAUAGUGCAACAUGUUCUUUAGAAAUCAAGAUUUUGGAUGUCAAUGACAACCUUCCUGUGCUUGAAAGUUCUGCAUUUGAAGGAAGCGUUGAAGAAAACAGAGCAAAUGUGGAAAUUAUGAGAAUAAAAGUAUUUGAUAAAGAUGAAGAGUUUUCUGAUAACUGGUUGGCAAACUUUUCUUUUGUCUCUGGUAACGAAGGCGGCUAUUUUCGUAUAGUAACAGAUGCCACAACAAAUGAAGGAAUUUUGACUCUUGUGAAGGAGCUAAAUUAUGAAGAAAUGAAAAGCCUAAACCUGGGCAUUGUUGUUACAAACAAAGCAGAAUUUCACAAGUCCAUUAAAAGCAGCUAUAAAGCACAAACAAUUCCAAUCAAAAUUAAUGUGAUUGAUGUUCGGGAAGGCCUUGUAUUCCCUGGUGGCACAAAAAUGAUUGAAGCAAGUGAGAGCGUGCGAGUAGGGCAGGUCAUUGGACAGUAUCAAGCCAUUGAUGAAGACACUGGAAAAGCAGCAGUACAGAUUAAAUAUAUCAAAGGAAGAGACCCAGCAAACUGGAUCACAAUAAAUUCAAAUACGGGUGAAAUCCAACUUGCUAAAAACCUCGAUUAUGAAUCACAUUAUGUAGUAAAUGGUACCUACACUUUUACCAUGUUGGGCAUAACUACUGAUCUUCCCACGAAAACAGCCACUGGCACCGUUGUUAUUCAAGUUCAAGAUGAGAAUGAUAACUGCCCAGUUAUUGAGAACCCUGUACGGACUGUGUGUUCAGAUGCAAAUUUUGUUGAUGUUACAGCUAAUGAUAUAGAUAGUUACCCAAACAGUGCUCCCUACAGCUUUUCUGUCAUUGAUGAGCCAGAAGGAACAGCAAGAAAGUGGAUAAUUGCAUCCAAAAAUGCCACCAGUAUACGGUUGGUUUCCCAGAACCUGAAGCCAGGCAAUACUGAAGUCCCCCUGCUAAUACAGGAUUUCCAAGGGUUCCGCUGUGCUCAGCCACAGUCCCUGCAACUGUUUGUUUGUACGUGUACUGCUGACGGCGGAUGCAAAGAUAGAUUUACUGGCACUGGGUCAGUGGGUCUGGGACCAGGAGCGAUUGCACUAAUCAUCUUGGCGUUUUUGCUUCUGCUGCUUAUUCCACUAUUACUGCUGUUGUGUCCGUGCGGCUCAGGAGCAAAGAAGGGAUUUGCUGCUAUACCAGACUGUAGCGAGGAGAUGUUGCGUAAAUGGAACAGUGAAGGAGCAGCUCCUGAGGAGAAGUUAAUGCAAAGUGUCAUGCUACCCACUGCAUUGGGGAACUUGAAAGAACCAGCCGGCGGAGCAGCAGUAACAGCAGCAGCAGCAGCAGCAGCAGCAGCAGCAGGAAUGAGUGCAGAGGAAGCUGCAGCAGCAGGGAGCAGUUCUGCCUCUAACAUAAGAGGGCAGAGCAACACAAUUACCAGGGAAGCAUGGGAAGGGCAAAGACGUCUCCUUUCUGAUGCUGAUUACCAUACCAGAACUACAGCAACUGGAGGGUCUGAAGGCAUGGUACUUGGAGAAGGCAAUGUGGUGGUGACUGGAGGAGGUGUGGCGAUGGGAUCUGCAGGGGCCAUGAAUGAAGAAUUUUUAAGAGACUACUUCACUGACAAAGCUGUUUCUUUUGCGGAAGAAGAUGAAGCUCAAGCUGCAAGGGACUGUCUCCUGGUUUAUUCUCAAGGGGAGUCAGGCUCCCCCCAUGGCUCCAUUGGCUGCUGCAGCUUUAUUGAGGGUGACCUCGACGACCGCUUUCUUGAUGAUUUAGGAGACAAAUUUAAGACUCUGGCAGAAAUAUGCAUAGGCAGACACAUCGACAUGAAAGAUGCUAGCUCCAAGAAUGAAUCCAGUUUUGAUGUUAGUGAGCAAAAGGCUUUCAGCUCCAAACAAGCCUCUACCUCAGGUGGCUACUUCUCAACCACCGCAUCAGCACAGGCAGGAGGUGCUAUAGGAUCGGAGAAAACAUCCUAUUCUGCAGAGGGCCAUACCCACUCAGCUGCCAGCUUUUUAGAUCCUCAGUUUAAGGAGAACAUAGUGGUGACAGAGAGGGUGCUGGCCCCUGCCUCGAGCUUGAGGGGAAUGGUGGAAAUCCCCAGCCUGCCCUCCGGAAACAACAUGGUAGUUACAGAAAGGAUGGUGACAUCAGAGGGCCUUGGGGUAGGAACCAUGGCAGUUCAGGACCCCUCCGACUCAAAGUAUAUUGUGGUGAGGGAGCGGGAGAGAGUGCUUGUGCCCAGCACUGAGCAGAGCUCACUGAGCUUUCCCACCUUGUCUGAAGGGCAGAGCACGGUGGUGAAUGAGAAUGACCUCACAGCCUCAGCAGGGCCUGGUAGAGCUGAACAGGUGCUGAUCACAGACUCCCUGCUGAGCCCUCUGGAGGGGGCACCUCCUGCCAGCUCCACACUGAGCAAGUCCUCCAGAGUCACCAAGUACAGCACAGUGCAGUACAGCCGCUCCUAGUUUUGACAUCUUAACUUCUGCAUGCAGCUUUCUGCAGGCUUUGUAUUCAGACCUGGAUUUUGUAGUGCCUUAAAAAUGAUGCUGAACUUGCAUGUAGUGUCUUCUUCAAUAAGGACUGUGGCCAAGAAGCUAGAAAAAAAAUUGCUAUUAUAAGACAUUGACAAUGUUUUUGAAGUGGAAUGAUGCAAGAUAUGCAUCGUUUGCUAUUGUUGUAACUGUUUUGCUAUCAAUUUGCUAUUUUUAUUAUUUAGUGUAAUAAUAUCAUGUAACUACAAGCAAUUAUGGGAAAGCAGAAGAAUACUAAAAUCUAGUGAAGGAUGUCAAAGCACAGGUUAGGUUUCUGAGCUGCUGUUGAGUCUAUCUGCUGAACCUUCCUCCCUACUCCCUGAAAGGGCAUGGAUCUCACCACAUCUUCUAUCUGUUACCUUGUGGAUCAGAGCAGCUCCCCUAAACUGUAGCUGCACCCCAGUGAAUUAAUCGGAAACCUCCUUCCUGAGAAACCCAAUUUGCCAAAGUCCUCUGGGCAGCAGUGUGUUGAUCUCCUACAGGGUUGUCACAAUUUCAGGUUAUCAGCAUCUGAAUAUUAAGCAGUCAAUACUUCUUCUCUUUAAACCUCUGUACUAAUAUGCAAGUAGCAAAAAGUAGUUUUGUGGGUUUUUUGUUGGUUUUUUUUGCUGUUGUUGUUUUGGUACUUCAGUGUAAAAUUUCCAUUACUUGGCAUAGAUGUAGACUGACAUGGGAAAAUAAGCAUUUGCAUCAUGAAGAUUUUUCACUGUCUCUUAAUUGGUCAUUCGAAUCCAUAGCUUCUGCUAGCAAGGUUUAUGUCCCUUAGGAAUCUGCUGGAUCUGAUUUAUAAGUGCAAUUAAUUCUAUCUGUGACUUCACGGAUGCAAGUAGAAGAAUGAGGCCAUGUGCAUGUUUUUGCAGUUGUGAUGAUUCCAACAUCAGAACUGCUGUGGCCUCUGCAGUGCUGUGUCAUGGCAGCUGUCAUUAGUUCUAACAGGAAAAUAGAAAAACUCCCUGUAAUUUUGCAACACUUGGUGUUACUUUUCUUUCUAUUAAGUCUGUGGUAAAAGAGAGAGUAAUGUAACGUCUGGCACUAUGUAUAUAUGCACAUGUAUUUAUUUGUUUGCAGUUUUAAACAUUUUAAUGUGACUUUUAUAGCAAAAAAAAAAAAAAAAAAAAAAAAAGAACAACCAAAACCUGUCAUACACUACUUACAUUUUAUCAAGGUAGAAAUGUAUUGGAUCAGACAUUAGUACUGUGUGUGUCUCAUAACUGUAAAAUUAGUGAGGUAAUCCAAGGGUAGUGCAAAGCCCAUGGACUGCAGAGCUUUCUGGUUGUCUCCAUCUCUGUUGAGUUUUCACGUCAUUGUAGGUUAUGUUUUCCACUGUAUUUAUUUGAGGGGUGAUGCAGAAGGCAGUUCAAACACAUAAAAAGUACAAACUGUGACUCUGCUCAUCACAGUAUGCAUAAGUGUGUUACAGUGGAGAAGUACUUCAAGCAACUCAAAUGAUGCACUUGCUUGGGCCUGUGGCUUAUUUAUCUCUUAAACUUUAUUUUUAAAAUACACAUCUCUGCUUUUAAGCACGCAAGCAGUUUUAAGUUGUAACCAGUUGUUUUCUCUUGCAGUUAGAGUGAACUUACCUCUGAUUUUUUAAUUGAGCGCUUCUGUAUUUUUAUGCAAUCUUAAAUAAAGAACUCUACCACAAUUUUCUAUUCUUCCUUCACUAUUGGACAGCUACUCGGAUGAAAAUAAGGAUUUUUCCAUUGCAAAUGCAAUGUGUAGGUAUAACUAGGUUUGGGAUUUCCCAAAUAGCCUGAAGGAAUAUCUUAAAGAUACAGAUAUAAUAGAAGUUUCUUUCACGCUAACUAACAGACUGUGAGGGGGGGUUGGGGAAGGGGAACCAAACAUUCAUUCUGCCUGCUGCUUAAAAGCACUGAAUUCUUUAAGUCUACAAGCAAGAUAACAGCAGUCCUACGCAGAUUUACUGGGCUUUUGAGUCAUACUCUUUAAACUGAUUUACACCUCUUGUGCACAUGACAUGGCACAAGAUACUGUCUGUUUUAUAGUUGCUAAAGCUGAGGCCCAGAAGGGGCUGUAACAGGAACAUGAAAAUUCCAGCUUCACAAAGUAUUGCUUAUUUACAACUUCACUUGCUUAGUAAUCAUCACAAAUGUGCUAGUGCUGUAACAAAUCCAUUAGAAUAGAUUCACUAACAGUGACUCCUGUGGCAAGAGAUUACUAGUCAAAAGGAAAAACAAGCUUGUUACUAACAGCUAAUUUUGCAUGUUAUGUUGGGGUUAGGUAGAAGCAUUCUUUAAGAUCUUUUCACUUGUUUAGACUUCUACCUUUCUGUAAGAGAUUCCAGUAUGUAAGGCAGAUGGUACAGAAAGAGUUUAAUGCUGGUGCAUUAAUAUUGAAUAGUGAAGACAAAUAAUACUUAGCACUUACUCAACAUUUCAUCCAAGGAUCUUGAGUGACUUCAUAAAUGAAAUCAAUUUUCUCCAUCAUUAAUUACGGUGACGGUGGAGAGCAGCAGCAUUAUGUCUGCCACAUCUCAUGCCCUUUAAUGGAAAACACACCAAAAAAACCCAACUACUUUCAUCAGCACUUCAGAUCAUAUCAGCAUGUGCAACUGCUGGCACAAUAUCCAUCUGAUUAAAUGUAUUUUUUAAUGGAGCUGUGUUUUGCACAUGGUUGUGGGAAGAAUGCACAGACCCAAAUUAAUGGAAGUGCCUGGUUAGCAUCCAACCAGUAGGUAAGCCUGGGACUGGCCCUAGACACUUAUCUUCUGGCUUCAAAAGGAAAAAUCACGUCUGUAAUUUUCUAUCUAAAAAUAACAGCACGGUUAGGCAAGGGCUGAAAUACCGGAGUGACAGGGACUGAAUCCACACUGCUCUGCAAGAGUUAUGUUUCCUACAAAACCUUAAAGAGUACACCAGGCUUCACGAGCAUGAUCCAGCAUGCUGCAAUGAGGGUGCAGCCCAGCAGCAUUGCCAAGGAGGGCAAAAGGGGUGCUGGUCCCCAGCACCUACAUUUCUGCGUGUGCAUGCUUGAAGUCAGGGUGGGUUUUGGAAGACAGGGUGUUUCCUUCCAGCCUCCAUUGUCUGCUGGUAUUUGACCACUGUCCACCACCAAACACUUAAAGCUUGGUCGGGUUAUCAGCAGUAAAUCACUUAAAAGACAAAAAUAAUCAGCUGCUCCCCCCAGCAGGCUGGGUCUGCUGGGAAGUGUUUAUGGCCUUGAAGAAUCCAAGCAAUCCAUCACUCCUGCAGCACUCUGGUAGCCGAGCUACAGAUGUUGGCUAUCCCCUUCACUGGCCCCUUCACCCUCCUGGUGGCCUUUGUGGUUGCCCUGUGCUCAAAACAAAAAAAUAUCUGUUCUUCCUGCCUGAUGAAUGAUAAAAGAGGAGCCUGCCCCCGCUCCUGCAGAGGAACCAACCCGGGCAGAAGGCCUGUCCACCUGCACCUGGUCUGAGCUGCAUCUCCCCAGCCUUGCCUUGCUCUGCCUGCACCCAUCUCAGCAGGAGCUUGGUGCUGGGCUGAGGGAUCGGGGUCUUUUCUUUGAGAGUCUGAAUGCCCUGUUCUGCCAACCUGGGAUGGUACAGGUGAAGUGUCAAGGAAGAGCAGGGUAACAGCCUCCUGAGGCAAAAAGAAGUGGUGUGGAGAGGUGGCAGUGAGAAGAAAUGGAGGCUCAGCUCUCUGCAGAUCUCACAUUGAAUUAAAAACCUGGGGUAGGGCCCAUGCUGCUGAAUAAACCAUGCCCAGUGCUCUGGCCCUCCCAUGAGAGCCUCUACCAAGAAACUGCUACACAAAUGCAGCCCUCAUCACCCUUUCAUCACACAGAGGUUUCAGUUUCCGGCUCCUAGUUUCACCAGAUGGCCUCACCACAUAGGCUGGUGCUUCAGGCUCUGGAACAGGCAUAGGUGGUGAUGUCCCAGCACAUCCUAUUACUCAGCCUGCUGGCAGCUGAAAAUCAAACUCAGGAGGACUCUCCCAAGAGGAGAACAGAUGGCAAUGCAGGCUGUGCAGCUGCUCCCAAGAGGGAUAUUUACCCUCUGAAGCUGCUGCAAAGAGAGGUGCCAUAGCCACAGCUCUCUGCUGCCUCCCUGCCACAAGGACAACUACUCAAGUGCUGGCGGUCAGAGUUCUUUUGCACCCUGAGUAUACAUGGACAAAAGCUAUACGAACGUUUGGUAACAGAGACCUAUGCUGCCUCCCUCAUUGCACUAUGUCUUUAUUUCUGCAGCCAGAGAAAAGACAAGAGUAGAAAAAGCCACAGAUGUAAUUCUGAAGCAGCUCAGGCCUGAGUUUCUUCUCCCCUAUCACACAAGUGCAGUCUGUGGGAAGGUUAUCUGCCUUUUUUACAGGCCUCCACUCAUGCAGCUACUGAGGCUGUAAUGAAAGGCCUGUCAUGGUAGGGGCCAUGGCAGAAAACUGUGUUUUUAUUUAAUACUAAGAAAGUUUUUGACUUGCCACAGACUGAAGGGGACUUCCACAGUUACCUUGCAUUAGCUGGGGAAGCCCAGGAAGAGAGAGAUAUGCACUGUCCAGAUGUUAUAGUUAAGUCAUUAUUCACUUUUAGUUAUUGAAGUAUGCAUAACAAGUGAUGGCACUGGUAUUAAAAUUCCCCUGAAACUCAUUUCCUUGGGAUAUAUAACAAAAAUUGUCUAGCUGAAUGGUGGGAAUGUCUCCAGAAGGUGCUGGGAUUGUUCUGGGGAAGAAAAGUGCCCAGCCAACAGCUGGUUCUGCAGGAUGCUGGGGGUGGAAAAGUUUGUAACCCCUCCUACACCAUCACCACGCUGGUUUCUGACCUAUAAUUCAACUGUUUCAUCAGAUUAUUUUAGAUCUGUUAUCUCUAGCAAAUAAAACUCAGAGACGAGCUAUCUCCUCCCGGUGAUUAAGUAAUGACCAUGAUUGAUUUUCUGGCUAAUGAUUAUCCCAGAUCUUUGGUCUCCUGCAGGCCUUGAAAUCUGCCUCCUUAGGCUGCCAGCCUGCUGGGAGCAGGGUGGGGGCCAUGCCUGGUGAGGAACAUGGAGCAGGUGGCAGCAAAUGUGGUGCCAGAAAGGUGGGGCUGGGCCCCAGACCAUACAGAGACAAAGCAGCAAGGCUGGGACGUGGGGCUGGAAGUGCUGGGCUUCAUGUGCAGCCUCCUGCCAUCGCUGCCUUCCCCAGCAGCCCACAUAAGUAAAGUUAUUGCCUUCCUCACUUCCCUUGACUUCUGCAGUUCCUGAAAA
Messenger RNA from Phasianus colchicus (ring-necked pheasant), 8620 nucleotides. RefSeq names its product desmoglein 2 (gene DSG2). Gene Ontology annotation, molecular function: calcium ion binding. NCBI's taxonomy places the organism in Eukaryota, Metazoa, Chordata, Aves, Galliformes, Phasianidae. Gene Ontology annotation, cellular component: plasma membrane; desmosome. The record is from RefSeq and is a predicted model, not a curated record. Gene Ontology annotation, biological process: homophilic cell-cell adhesion.